UUGCGGCCAAAGUUUAGGUGUUUAUUUGAAACUUCCAAAAAAAACAAACGUACCCGCAUCCUCCGUAAAUUAUACACUUGAGACCCAAGCCCACACUCCCUCCCCACCACCAGCCAUCUUCCCAUUCGAUGGCUGCACCACCAACCCUCCCAAUCUCAAACCCCGCCCAAUCGCAGCCCCCCAUCUCCGCGACCACCACCCCCGCCUUCCGCGCCUUCCUCACCCGCCUCUCCUACUCCUUCCGCCAACUCUCCUCCAACCGCCGCCCCUGGCCCGAGCUCCUCGACCGCUCCUCCCUCUCCCGCCCCGACUCCCUCUCCGAUGCCGCCUCCCGCAUCCGCAAAAACUCCUCCUACUUCCGCGUCAACUACCUCACCCUGAUCGCUCUCGUCCUCUCCCUCUCCCUCCUCUCCCAUCCCUUCUCUCUCCUCGUCCUCCUCUCCCUCCUCGCCGCCUGGCUCUUCCUCUACCUCUUCCGCCCCUCCGACCAGCCCCUCGUCGUACUCGGCCGCACGUUCUCGGAUCGAGAGACCUUGGGCGUCCUGGUCGUGUCCACCGUCGUUGUGGUGUUCCUCACCAGCGUCGGAUCCCUUCUCAUCUCAGCCCUGCUCGUUGGGAUCGGGAUCGUUUGCGCCCACGGCGCGUUUAGGGUUCCCGAGGAUCUGUUUCUCGACGAUCAGGAGGCGGGGAGCACCGGCUUCAUGUCGUUCCUCGGUGGCGCCGCCUCUUCCGCCGCCGCCGCGGCUGCUCCAGCCGUUAUUUCCGCUAGGGUUUGAACCACACAUGCGCACUAUGUGAGUUAGGUUUGAUCAAGGCUUGAUUGGAUCUCUUUCGGAUGUGAUUCGAUGUAGUUUUGAGGGUUAAAUGAAUCGGAUCCCUCUCAGCUUCCCGACUGAAUUGUACUGUUUCUUAGAUUAUUAUGGAGCAUGAUUGAUUACCUCUGAUUUUGCAGUAGUUGAUUUUGUAUUUACGAUUAGUUUUCCUAUGUAAUGAUAUUGGAUUUGGAUCA
Molecule: messenger RNA, 1009 nt
Organism: Rhododendron vialii
Lineage: Eukaryota; Viridiplantae; Streptophyta; Magnoliopsida; Ericales; Ericaceae
Product: PRA1 family protein B3
Exons: 1
Coding region: 129-776 (215 amino acids)
Biological process (GO): vesicle-mediated transport
Cellular component (GO): Golgi apparatus; endoplasmic reticulum
Source: RefSeq, a predicted model, not a curated record